Molecule: messenger RNA, 1559 nt
Organism: Rana temporaria (common frog)
Lineage: Eukaryota; Metazoa; Chordata; Amphibia; Anura; Ranidae
Gene: DTWD2
Product: DTW domain containing 2
Exons: 7
Coding region: 324-1325 (333 amino acids)
Source: RefSeq, a predicted model, not a curated record
UAGCUGUGGUUGCCCAGCAAUGGGAAGGAAGUCUGAGACCCGAGCACUGUGGGUAAAUGAAAGUGAGGCUUGGUUUCCAGGAAGCAGCACACAGAGUAACAUUGUGGGGAAAUGCAGCACCAAGACUGAGAGCAGUGUGAGAGUGAUUUACAGUUCAGGCACCGUGUGCUUUCAUUGUAUGGCCAUGUUUGCCAUGAAGGAGCGCUGUGGAUUUGUGGAUAUCAUUAUUAACCCUUGACACCCACUUUUGCAGUGUGCUUGGUGCUCUACUGGUGGCAUUCAGCGUUCGUAGUUUGGACGGUUGAAAGUACCUUGGAAUAAAAAUGGCAGAAGACGCAGUACAGAGCAUUGAAUCCACUUUGUGUGAUAAAGUUCUCCAGAUUACACUUGGUCAUUGUGACUCUUCUGAUAAUAUUAGUGGUGAUUCUUGCUCAAUUGUGACUCAGGAUUUAGGUUGCCAGGAGCAUUCAUCUGAAGAGUCAAGCAAUGCUCUUUGUAAUUUAGACUUAGAAGGAGUAUUCAGGGAUUCAUGUAAUACAGAUGAAGCAAACGGGUUCUUAUCAGAUGAAGAAUCAGCCAUUCAGGGACUGUCUUCCCUUCCUGUAGAAAGCAGUAUAUCCAAAAGAGCUCUCUGUUCAAGAUGCAGCCGUCCUCAAAAGGUGUGCCUGUGUCCUUUCUUGCCAGCUCAACCCAUUAACGUUUCCAUGAGUUUGUACAUUGUUCAGCAUCCAGCCGAGGAGAGCAGAGUUCUUCGGACUGUACCCUUACUGGCGGCGUGCCUUCCUGAAGAUAAAUGCAAAGUAUUAAUUGGUCGACGUUUUGGUGAAGAACGAUAUCCAGAGCUUGCAGCUGUCUGCAGGAAUCCCGGUACUUUUCUCCUGUAUCCUGGAGCUGAAGCAGCUAAUUUGGAAGAGCUGUCCCUAGCAGCCGAUCAACAGCCACACUCCCUCAUCAUAAUAGAUGGCACGUGGAGCCAGGCCAAAGAUAUAUUCUACAAGAAUUCCCUUUUCCGACUGCCAAAGCAGGUGCAGUUAAAAACCACUGUAUCAAGUCAGUAUGUCAUUCGAACUCAGCCUACUAACACUUGUCUAUCAACUCUGGAAUGUGCUGCUAUUGCCUUAUCAAUAAUGGAAAAAAACACUGCAAUUCAAGAGACGAUUCUCCGUCCUCUCCAAGCUCUAUGCUCCUUCCAACUACAGCACGGUGCUCAGAUUCAUCACAGCAAGGAACAUCUACUUAAAAGUGGCCAGUAUAAGAAGCCAAUACCAAAGAAUAAGAGGAAACUAAAGAGGAUGGAGCUUCUAGUUAACAACAUUAAAAUUUAGCUUUUCUUAUAAUAUAUACUGGUUCUGGUGAAUCGUUAAGAAACCUCAAUUUUUUUUAACAUAUGUCAAUGGUCUCCAGAAUAUUAUUUUGUUAUAAAACUUCUUACCUCAAACUACAAAUUCAGUUUUAGGUUAAUAAGAGCGGUCUUAGUGUAAAGUUAUUUUUUCCUAUGCAAUUAAACUUUAUAGAUGUUGAAAAAAAAAAAAACAUUAAAAUACCUGUUUUGCAGAAAA